This is a messenger RNA of Trachemys scripta elegans, 1768 nucleotides long. RefSeq names its product interferon regulatory factor 1 (gene IRF1). Gene Ontology annotation, molecular function: DNA-binding transcription factor activity, RNA polymerase II-specific; RNA polymerase II cis-regulatory region sequence-specific DNA binding. Gene Ontology annotation, biological process: immune system process; regulation of transcription by RNA polymerase II. Bases 815 to 1768 code for a protein of 317 amino acids. The transcript has 10 exons. NCBI's taxonomy places the organism in Eukaryota, Metazoa, Chordata, Testudines, Emydidae. The record is from RefSeq and is a predicted model, not a curated record. Gene Ontology annotation, cellular component: nucleus.
GCCUGGUGCAGUAGCAGCCGCCGAGUCAGAGGUCUGCUUCCGCCUCCUGCCAGGAGCACUCGGUGCAGGACAGCUUCGGAACUGGAGUUGCAGGACUUUGCAGGACUCUUAGCAAACAGCGCUCGGUCCUGUAACCAGAGUGGCCAACAAGGAAAUAAUAGGAAAGCAGCUUGUGUACGGAGGCUUGGCAAGACAAGGGAUGCAAUGAGUAUUUAGUCGUGUGAGCCAGGGGACAGAGAGCAAAGACCAGUCGCAGGAAGUGUGCACGGCAAGUAGGAUGCAAUAAAUGGCCUUAGCCCUGCAAAUCAACUUCUGAACUGGUAAACGAGGAGUUUAGUGAAUUUGCAGACACUUAAGCUGCUGUGCACGUUAGAGGUUCAGUCACAUUCUGGUGACAGAAUUUAUCUUGUUAGGGAGGAAAGGGUGUGUUGUUGUUUUAACUUGUAUAUACAAUUAUGUGUAAUGCAAAGACACAGGAAGGAGCACCUCUAAUUCUGUGCUUGGGCAUCAGAUUGCUUUCUGAGGUGAUGGUGGGGGAAGAGAGUAAGACAAAUACGAGCAACUGUGUGACAACAAAGGGUGCUGUUGCUGCUCGCUGAUACACAGGAAGUAAAGGCUGAAAAUAAAGUCAUGCUUUUGGCUUCAACACCGGAGAGCAGCGUUCAUAGGCAACAGAGAGAAUUAAAGCAUUUGAAUGCAGAUGAGGUUGGGAAAAGCUGAAAAUAGUCAAGGUUUAUGGGGAAAGGUCGGUGGGAGCAACAAAUAAAGAGUCAAAUCUUCAGGCAUUUGCAGAACUGACCACAGAAGAGACAACAUGCCAGUAACAAGAAUGCGCAUGAGGCCUUGGCUGGAGUUGCAGAUUAAUUCCAAUCAAAUACCAGGAUUGGUGUGGAUCAACAAGGAUAAGAUGAUGUUCCAGAUCCCAUGGAAACAUGCAGCUAAACAUGGCUGGGAUAUAGAUAAAGAUGCCUGCCUUUUCCGAAGCUGGGCCAUUCAUACUGGGAGAUACAAGGUAGGCGAGAAAGAGCCGGACCCCAAAACUUGGAAGGCAAAUUUCCGCUGUGCCAUGAAUUCACUGCCUGAUAUUGAGGAAGUGAAGGACAAAAGUAUCAACAAAGGCUGCAGCGCAGUCCGGGUUUACAGGAUGCUACCACCCUUAACAAAGCUUCAGAAAAAAGAAAGGAAGUCAAAGUCAUCUAGAGAGUCAAAAAGCAGGAGUAAGAGAAAGUCAUAUGAAGACCAGAGGAUGGAUGAGGCAGUAGAAGCACUGAACAGCAGCAGUCUACCAGAUGACCACAGUGGUUAUACAGUUCACAGCUAUGCAGAACAGGAAGUGGAGCUUGAGAACGCCUCCAUCACUCUAGAUCUCUCACCGUGUGAUAUGAACGCACUGACAGAUUGGAGGACUCCAAUGGAAAUAGCAAUGGCUGACAGCACAAAUGACCUUUACCAGCUUCAAGUGUCACCUUUGGCUUCAUCUUCGGAAGUAACAGAUGAUGAUGCAGAAGAAAUGAAAGAGCAACUUUACAAGCUGUUUGAACAAGACUGGCAUGCAACCAGUGUCGGUGGGAAAGGAUAUCUUACCAAUGAGCCCGGCACACAAAACAUCUGCAGCAACUUCAGCUACAAGGAGCAAGAUUCUGAAAUAGAUACAACCUCAGGGGAAAUAGAGUUCAGAUUUUGUACUGAUCUGAAAAGCAGUCUAGAAUUCUCUUGGCUGGACACCGUUCGAUCUACUGGUAUACAAGCCAUUCCAUGUAGCUUGUAA